GCGGUGAGCGGAGGCAGGCAGAACAGAACAGAACACUGGCAGAAGCAGCCAAGUAGUCGCGGAACCUGCUGCGUGGUCGGGAGUCUCGCGGGACGGCGGGUAUCGUCGUGCCGCGUCGCGAAGCAAGCGUUCCGUCGUCGUCCUCUCCACGGACUCCACACGCUCCAUCACUCUUUGAGAGAGCGUCGUCGGGGUCACAUACGCGGCAAAGGUUCACGUACACGAGUGCGCGCGAGACCGAGGGAGGCCGUGCGGAGAGAUGCCGGAUGCGCUUUGACUGCCCGUACGCCGCCGUGGUCGCCGCAGCCGUAGCCGCAGUCGCUUCCUGAGGCGAGUCGUCCCCCCCGGCCGGAGAUCGUCGGCCCCCGGGAUCCCAGGACGCGAAUGCGCGCUCCUCCUCGCGGUGCCGUCCUCGCGCGAGGAUCGCACGCGUCGUCCUUCGUCCUCCCGGGUGCGCCGAUAUGCUGACGCUGCAGCAUCCAACAGAGGAGACAACAGCUCGAAAAUGGGGCCGAGACGACGGCGUAACAAACUGAGCGGGACGUUCACCAUCAGGCAAUCAGCUUAGAUCCCGUGAAAGAAGAUGACGGCUGCCAUGGCCCGGCUGCCCUGCAAGCAAUCGUCUUCGCCCUCGCAGCAGACGCGAAUGAAUUUCGGGAACCCCCGGAACCCGUACUGGGACAUGCAGCAGGCCCGGCAUCCCGCGCCGCCGUACGUCAGAAAUCAUCAUCGGCACAUCGACCAUACAGGGAAGCGGAAGAGCGCCGUGGAGCUGCUGCAGGAGACGAAAGCCUUCUACGUGAAGAGCGAGACCGUGCUGGACCGGAAGCAGGAGCUGAAGAACAGCGGCCACUUGCAGGUCUCGCAGCUGAGCGCGCCCGGCGCACCGCCGCCGAGAUUGCUGCGGAAAUGCACCGGCAACUCGUCCGCCUGCCCUAUGCAGCCGACGUCGCCGUCGCAGUUGCAACCGACUCCCAUGACGCCGCCCUGCUGCUGGGUUUCGUGUCACGAACAGGACAGACUAGACGGUAUUCUGAGUCCUCAACAAACACUGCCACCCGCGCUGCCACCGAAGAGUCCACGUUUGGUUCCGGUUCCCCAAAGACGGACGAUUUCGGGGCCCCCGAGCGGUACCGGGGGCGAGCUGCAAACAAAGCUGCGUCGACUGCUGAACACCGACAGCAAGGAGAACAUGUUCUUUCCGGACAGUCCGCCGCAGAGUACGGCGCAGAGCAACGGGCUGCCGACGCGAGAGGAGAAAUUCCGAUACUCGCCCGGAAGUCUCUCGCCCGGCUGUCGGGACGAGGAUCGCGUCCUGCAUUGCGCGCCUCAAGACGUUCGCUUCAAGUUCGGCAGAAGCAACUCGCACUCGCACACUUCCGGUAGGUCCGGUCGGAAGUCGAACAGCUCCCCGUCGGUGGAAAAUACGAUAUGCCACAAGUCGCUGCCGGAUCUUCACACGAGCACGCGUCGCCGAGCGUCCCUCUCGCCGCGCGCAUCCACGAAAGUAGCCGCGAAGCCGACCGCUCAUCACCAAGCUACGAUCACGAGCAAUUGUCCGGACUAUGAAACUAGCUCGGACUAUUCGGACCACAGUUUUAAACGCGACGCCGUUUGUUAUCGCAGUUCUCGCCAUAUCAGGCGAUCUUUGGGAUCCGGUGGUGGCGAUGCGAGCAGCGUGUUAUCCUCGGGCGGACGAACGCAAAAGUCGUCGGGUUCCAGCAAGUUGAGCCACGGUGCGACAGCUAGAGACUCCGGCGGUUCCUCUGGACACUGUACUCAUCGUAGCGAACCAGCACCUAGGAUACAGGAUUGCUGGGCUCACAUACGCAGAGACAGUGGCGCGUCCACGCAACAUUCUACCGAGAAAGAUAGAUCGAGGAAAGGUAGCUACAUCGGCGGGACACCGCCGUCCGUUGUGAGACACUACAGCCCGGAUUCUGAAAGUACCAAUAGUCAAACGGACUACAGCCCGACUUGUAACUCAAGGUUCUCCGACGGUUGGAAGGAAGGUCGCGGUCGACCGAUCCUACGAUCGAAAUCAGACAUCAGCGAUCGAUAUUGGCGUCAGGAUAACGGCCGUUCCAGCAAAGUAUCCUCCCGCCCGCCGCGAUCGAUGACUCAGCUCGAGAACUUCUUCGACCGUUUAGGACUGGACUCGGAUAACUAUCAGCGUAUAACGGAACCUGAGUCCAAGUCGUCGUCGCCCGUAUUCUUCGACAGCGUCAGCUCCGUGGAUUCGGCGUUGGGUCUCUACUCCUGGGUCGGCACUAAUCAGACGAACCAGGGUAGCCAGUGGCAAAACAACUGUAGUAUCGGCAUGGGUAACGACGAGUCUAACCAAAGGGUAAACGAUCCGCCGAGUAUCGUCGAGCGAAACGCACGUAUUAUCAAAUGGCUUUGCCAAUGCCGCAAAGUGCAGUUAGGAUACAGUUAAACAACGAUUUUCUCAGCGUGACUAAAUCCUUCAUUUCCAAUGACAGUACAUUCAAAUCAACGAUGUGGUAGUGUUUGCCAUUCUACAAACGAUACAUAAUAAGAUAUAUCAGACACUCCGCAGAAAUUCUGAAUUUAUAUGUUUCUCAUAAAUGUGGAAUUGAUUGUCAACCUUUCCUCUUCCUUUUUACAACUAUAAUAUUUAAUAAUCAUUUAAGGAUUUUUAUUAAUCCUGUAUUAGCUGUUCGUAAGAUUAAUAUCGUUUUAAUUUAUUACGAUAACAAUAGACAAAACUGUGCCAUUUAUAAUCACUUGUUACGGUUCUAUACGGUUCUGUGCCUUUUAUUGUCGUUACAUAUUCAGGGUAAAGAAAAAAAGUCUUAAAAAACGUCUUUACGUGAUAUUGCGUUAAUUCGUAUAUUAAAAUUUAUAUAGACAAUUUUAAUGUUUAAUAUUUUUGAAGGCACACACAUUAAAAAAUUUGCUUACAUUUAAUACUAUUCUCGGACACAAAUUUAUUACUAUAUUUUAAUAUCAUUAAUUUUGUAAUAAGUCUACGAUAUGUUGAGCGAAUAUUUUUCCUAUUUAGCAAAGCAAUACUAGAUUAUUACAAGACUAUUAGUAAAGUUGUAUGUAAGGUACGUGGAAUUUAUUACAUUUUGAUGUAAAGUUGUAUAAAUUUAGCGAUGCGUGUUUCUCAUUUUCAAUCUUGAGAAUGAUUAGUUGAUUUGUAGUGAGAAAGUACUCAGACGAAAGAUAUUUACCUCGACUUUAUGAAAACUUAUAGAUCUAAUUUCAUAAAAAAA
This is a messenger RNA of Temnothorax curvispinosus, 3242 nucleotides long. RefSeq lists its product as uncharacterized. The record is from RefSeq and is a predicted model, not a curated record. The transcript is spliced from 8 exons. Bases 584 to 2437 code for a protein of 617 amino acids. NCBI's taxonomy places the organism in Eukaryota, Metazoa, Arthropoda, Insecta, Hymenoptera, Formicidae.